UUCAGACACGUUGGCGCGAGGUCGGCGUUUAUUGGUUGCUGGUCGGAGACUGACGCCUAUUGGCUGCAGGCCGCGAGUGAGCGCCAAUUGGCCGGUGGCCGGGACGCUGCGAUGCUGCGGGUGAUCCUCUUAGUCCUGGUGCCCGUUAUGGGCGCGGGUGCCGCCGCCGAGGAUGACGAGAGGCUGCCGACCAAGUGCGAAGUGUGCAAGUUCCUGACAGUGGAGCUGCAGUCCGCACUGGACAAGACCAGGCGCUCCAAGGAAGUGCUGGAGCUUGGAGAGGUGCUGGAUAACGGGAAGAGGAAGAGGAAGAUCAAGUAUAACACCUCGGAGACACGGCUGGCAGAGGCAAUGGACAAUAUCUGUGAGAGGAUCCUGCAGUACAACGUUCACGCUGAGCGACCGGGCAGCCUGAGAUAUGCAAAGGGUACCAGUGAGACCAUGAUGACCCUGAAGAAUCUGGUCAACAAAGGAGUCAAGGUAGAACUGGGGAUCCCGUUCGAGAUGUGGGAUGAGCCCUCGGCUGAGGUCACAGACAUGAAAAAACAGUGUGAGAACAUGUUGGAACGGUACGAGGACGUUGUGGAAGACUGGUACUUCCACCAUCAGGACCUAGAGCUGGAGAAGUUCCUCUGUGUGACGCACGUGCUGACAAGCGAUGAUCGAGAUUGCCUCAGUGAAAUAUGGAAGGGCCGAAAGGGCGAUACAGCCAUCAGCACAGAGACGGGUAACCAGGUGACGAGGCCGGCGGACCACAAGGCGGAGGGCGAGACAGCAGCGCGUCAUGACGCUUCGGAGCUCUGAGCUGU
Hypanus sabinus (Atlantic stingray) is the source of this 809-nucleotide messenger RNA. RefSeq names its product canopy FGF signaling regulator 4 (gene cnpy4). The transcript has 6 exons. Gene Ontology annotation, molecular function: signaling receptor binding. The record is from RefSeq and is a predicted model, not a curated record. The coding region runs from base 112 to 804 and encodes 230 amino acids. Gene Ontology annotation, cellular component: endomembrane system. NCBI's taxonomy places the organism in Eukaryota, Metazoa, Chordata, Chondrichthyes, Myliobatiformes, Dasyatidae.